This is a messenger RNA of Corylus avellana, 1080 nucleotides long. Its product is annotated as pathogenesis-related protein STH-21. The record is from RefSeq and is a predicted model, not a curated record. Gene Ontology annotation, cellular component: nucleus; cytoplasm. Lineage: Eukaryota; Viridiplantae; Streptophyta; Magnoliopsida; Fagales; Betulaceae. Gene Ontology annotation, molecular function: abscisic acid binding; protein phosphatase inhibitor activity; signaling receptor activity. Gene Ontology annotation, biological process: defense response; abscisic acid-activated signaling pathway.
CGCGCACAUCUAACUUCUCAUUUUUCUUAAUGAGGUUGUCACAAAGCCUACGCCAUCUGCUCAAUCUAUAUAUAUAGCCAAAGUGAUUUCCAAGUUCUCACUACAAUCUACUAAGCCAUGGGGGUCACCAACUUUACACAAGAGUUCACAUCCCCAAUUGCGUCAUCAAGAAUGUUCAAGGCAUUGAUCUUAGACUCUUCCAACCUCAUCCCAAAGCUCUUACCACAAUUCAUCAAAAACGUUGAAUUAAUCCAAGGAGAUGGAGGAGCCGGAAGCAUUGAACAAAUCAACUUCACUGAAGGUAGCCACUUCAAAUAUGUGAAGCACAGAAUUGAUGAGCUUGAUAAGGGCAAUUUGGUGUGCAAGUACACUAUGAUUGAAGGGGACCCCUUGGGUGACAAGUUUGAAUCUAUUGGUUAUGAGGUCAAGUUUGAAGCCGCCAGUUAUGGGGGAUGCAUCUGCAAGAUGACAAGCAAAUACAAUACCAAAGGCGAUUUUGAAAUCAAAGAAGAAGAUGUUAAGGAGGGCAAGGAGAGUACUAUUGGGGUCUACAAAGUUGUGGAAGCCUACCUCUCAGAGAACCCUCAACUCUACGCUUAGUUUCCUAAGCUUUUUACAUUCUAUACCUGAUGCUAGUUCUUCGUUUGCUCUUUAAUUUUAUUAUGUUUUUUGGAUGAGUGAAAUUUUUUAUAGCAACACAAAGAUUAAAAAAUCCCUCUAGCAGCAGAUCCCCCUAGAACACAAGUUGCUAAUUAAGCAACUUACAGACAAAUCUCAAUCUUCUGAGAUUAAGGUCAUGUUAAUCUUCUAUGUAUGGUUUCAAUUUUAUCGGAUGUCCCGAAGUGUUAGGAAAUAUAUCUUAUUUCUCAGAACUGGUGAGACUCGAAAAUUAAGAAGAACGCAAAAACAAAAAAUCACAAAAACACAGAGAUUUACGUAGUUUACCACUAAAAGCUACGCCCACAGAAUUACAGCAAAGUUUCACUAUUUUCAAGAGAGAUAAUACUAGAGGUGUCAACCAUACAUCCCCUCACUCCAUGGACUAAGCCUCUAAAAAAAUCUCAUUUAAAUCGUAGGGCU